Messenger RNA from Lingula anatina, 1208 nucleotides. Its product is annotated as STING ER exit protein. NCBI's taxonomy places the organism in Eukaryota, Metazoa, Brachiopoda, Lingulata, Lingulida, Lingulidae. The record is from RefSeq and is a predicted model, not a curated record. Gene Ontology annotation, biological process: endoplasmic reticulum membrane organization; endoplasmic reticulum to Golgi vesicle-mediated transport.
CUGAGACUGAUUGAAUUUUGUGAUUUAAACUUAAUUUUAAAACGAACAAGCACACCUAUAGACAUGCCGAAGGUCGUAUCCCGUAGUGUUGUUUGCACAGACACUAAGGAUCAGGAGGAAUACCAGGGAGAAAAACCACUGAAUGUAUAUUACUGUCUGUGCGGACAGAUGAGCCUGAUCCUUGACUGUCCUGUGGAGAAACUUCCACUAAGAAGAAGGGAUAAUGCAAGGGUAAUAGAUGGCCACAAGCAUGCCCACAAGCUGACCUGUGAUAAUGACGAGGUGAUUCAUUUGAAGAGACCUGAGGGUAUUGAAAGACAAUAUAGAAAAAAAUGUAAAAGGUGCGGCCUAUGGAUCUUCUAUCAGCACACAGAGAAAGGCAGUAAUGUCACCUUCAUAGUGGACGGUGCAUUAAAGAAAGAAGUGGAGGGAAUCAAGGCAGAUGUUUACAGUCAGAUAACACAGCCAAAGAAGGUCACUCUAACAAAGCACACGAAAAAUAUGGGUAAAUUUAGCUCUGUCACUGUGUCCACAGUAGAUGAGGAGGAAGAAGAAAUAGAGGCAAAAGAAAUAGCAGAUUCAUAUGCAGCAAAUGCAAAAGUAAUUGAAAAACAACUGUUCAGGAAGGGAAUGGCUAAGAGGAAGUUUGCAGAGCAGACUGACGAAGCAAUGAAGAAACGUGUCAAAGGAACGCUUAUAGACAAGUGAUGAGAUCAUGCUGACUGAGAAUUUCCGGUUAUCAAGCUAGACCAGAAAAGAGGCUGUGAUCUGUUCAAGCCAGUUCACUGCUGUCUGGUCAAUAUGUGUGAAAAUAUGUGAUUAAGAGGAUGAUGGGACAGGCAACUUGACUACUGUAUACUGAGUGCCAUCUAUGGUUAUCUUUUAGAAAAAAUGUCCAUGUCAUUUUUUUACAUAUGCACUUUUAAGAUACAUAAAAAAAGAUGGAUUUUUGUAUUUGGCUUUGAAAAUGAAGAUUAAGUGGUAAAAGUGUUGAAUUUUUAGAAAUAUAAGACUGUCUGUAAAAUUGAACAGUUGCACUAGAGGAUAUCUGUGUAAAUGGUGACCAUAAACAAAAGCAAGCACAUUGGGAAGUGUCCUGUGUUAAAAUGAAUUGUUCUUGCAGUGUCUUCCUUGAGGAUAAAGCCAAAUUAUCAGUCCUAAAUGUGUGUUACAGCAUAUAAGUAACAUUACAUAGCUUAUACUGAAAA